Molecule: messenger RNA, 999 nt
Organism: Archocentrus centrarchus (flier cichlid)
Lineage: Eukaryota; Metazoa; Chordata; Actinopteri; Cichliformes; Cichlidae
Product: olfactory receptor 2K2-like
Exons: 3
Coding region: 1-999 (332 amino acids)
Biological process (GO): G protein-coupled receptor signaling pathway; detection of chemical stimulus involved in sensory perception of smell
Cellular component (GO): membrane
Molecular function (GO): olfactory receptor activity; odorant binding; G protein-coupled receptor activity
Source: RefSeq, a predicted model, not a curated record
AUGUUACCUGAUGUCUUCUGCAGAAACGUGCUGCUGUGGAUGGAGAACCUAACAUCAGUAACUCCUCUCACAGAGCCCAUGGUGUUUGAACUGGAAGGGUUCUACGUGCCGCCGGGUUUUGGUCCUUUCCUGUUCUUCCUGGCUCUGUUUGCCUACGUGGUGGUGCUGUUGGGGAACAGCGUGGUGGCAUUUGUCAUUGUUAUGGACAAGAACUUGCACAGACCCAUGUUUGUAAUGGUUUGUCAUCUGCUGGGCUGUGAUCUUUUGGGGGCCACAGCCGUGCUGCCUCACCUCAUGAUGCACUUCUUGAUGGGGCAGAAGAAGAUCGCCUACAUCCCUGCUAUAGCCCAGGCUUUCUUUAUGCACACAUAUGGUGUUGCAGUGCAGACUAUUCUGGGUGCCAUGGCCUAUGACAGGUACAUUGCAGUGUGUGAGCCGCUCAGGUAUCACGCCAUCAUGACCUCGGCUCGGCUGCACUCCUGCUGCGCCCUGGCCUGGCUCAUUGCUCUGCUGCUUAUCGCUGUGCUCUUCAGCUCCCACAUGAACGUCCCGCUGUGUGGCCAAACCAUCCAGCACAUCUACUGCAGCAACCGAGGGAUCCUAAACCUGGCCUGCAUUCCCACCCCCAUUAAUAACAUUUAUGGGCUGUCCAUGACCUGGUCUGUGAGUACAGGAAUCUUCCUCAUCAUUGCUUUUUCCUACAUCAGGAUCCUGCAUGCUUCUCUAAGACGAGGCAGAACUGACAGCGGCAUCCGCAGCAAGGCCUUUCAAACCUGUGCUUCUCAUCUUGUUGUUUAUGUGCUUUAUGAAAUAGCUUCACUCACCAUAAUUGUGAGUUACAGGUUCCCUUCGCUCUCCCAAAACAUAAAGAAAUUCUUAAGCAUUCUGUACAUCAUCGUCCCACCAGCUAUAAACCCCAUUAUCUAUGGACUGGCCAGUAAAGACUUACGCGUGAGCAUCAUUAGGCAUUUCACCAUUCAGUUAAAUCACAGAAACUGA